Molecule: messenger RNA, 1753 nt
Organism: Populus nigra (black poplar)
Lineage: Eukaryota; Viridiplantae; Streptophyta; Magnoliopsida; Malpighiales; Salicaceae
Product: hydroquinone glucosyltransferase-like
Exons: 2
Coding region: 116-1546 (476 amino acids)
Molecular function (GO): UDP-glycosyltransferase activity
Source: RefSeq, a predicted model, not a curated record
CAUAGCUAGAAAAACCCCACACAUGCCCUAUCCUAUCUUUUGUCUUCUUGUUAUCACUCGAAAAGCUUAACCAAACAGAUCUCCCCUCAAGUCCCAGUUCACCGAAAAAACCACCAUGGACAACAUCCAAGGCCAGGAGGCAUCACCCCUGGUAGUCAUUGUACCAUCUCCAGGGAUGGGUCAUCUAAUCCCAUUUGUUGAGUUGGCCAAAAAACUCGUUCACCAACACAACUUCUCUGUCACCUUCAUCAUACCAAACGAUGGGUCACCCAUGAAACCCCAUAGGCAACUCCUUCAAGCCCUACCCAAAGGAGUAUCCUCCGUCUUUCUCCCUCCAGUCAACUUCGAUGACCUCCCACCGGACGUUUUGAUGGAGACUCGCAUCACACUCAGCUUGACUCGGUCUCUUGAUGCUUUACGUGACUCUUUGAAGACUCUGACGGACUCAACUUGGGUUGUGGCUUUGGUUGUUGAUUUUUUUGGUCCUUUUGCCUUUGAAAUUGCCAAAGAGUUUGAUAUUUUGCCAUUUGUCUUCUUUCCGACAAAUGCUAUGCUGUUGUCUUUGUCCUUUCACUUGCCUAGGCUUGAUGAAACAUACUCCGGUGAGUAUAAAGAUAUGACCGAACCGGUCAGACUCCCUGGUUGUGUUCCGGUUCAAGGAAGAGAUCUUGUUGAUCCGGUUCAGGAUAGGAAAGAUGAUGCCUACAAAUGGAUCCUUCAUUUAUGUAAACUAUACAAUUCGGCUGCUGGGAUUAUGGUUAAUAGCUUCAUUGAUUUGGAACCGGGUGCUUUUAAGGCUUUGAUGGAGGAGAAUAAUAUUGGUAAGCCUCCAGUUUUCCCAGUUGGACCGCUAACACAGACCGGUUCAACCAGUGGUGAUGUGGGAGAAUCUGAGUGUUUGAAUUGGUUAGAUAAGCAGCCAAAGGGGUCAGUGCUGUUUGUCUCUUUUGGUAGCGGUGGGACUUUGUCUCAGGCUCAGUUAAAUGAACUGUCCUUGGGUUUGGAAAUGAGCGGCCAAAGAUUUCUUUGGGUUGUUAGGAGUCCACACGAUGAGGCUACCAAUGCCACUUACUUCGGCAUCCGAAGUUCUGAUGACCCUUUAGCCUUUUUGCCAGAAGGGUUCUUGGACAGGACCAAAGGGAUUGGUCUAGUGGUGCCUUCUUGGGCUCCUCAGAUUCAAGUCUUAAGCCAUAGUUCAACUGGAGGGUUCUUGACUCAUUGCGGGUGGAACUCAAUCUUGGAAAGUAUAGUUAACGGUGUGCCCUUAAUUGCAUGGCCGCUCUAUGCUGAACAAAGAAUGAAUUCAGUAUUGCUAGCAGAUGGUUUGAAGGUUGCAUUGAGGGUGAAAGUGAAUGAGAAUGGGCUGGUGAUGAAAGAAGAUAUUGUAAAUUAUGCAAGGAGCAUUUUUCAAGGAGAAGAAGGGAAAUCGAUAAAGAGCAAGAUGAAUGAACUAAAAAGUGCUGCCACAAGGGCUUUGAGCGAAGAUGGGUCAUCUACAAAGUCUCUAGCAGAGGUGGCCAGAAUCUGGAAGGACCAUAAAAAGUAAAAGCUAUGCAACCAAUCAUUUGCCCUGAGAUUUCCAGUUGCAAAAGCUAGAGGCGUAGUCAAGUGUUCGAGUAUUAAAAUCCUGUCAACGUGGUUUGCAUUUGCCAUGUCCUCAAGGAGAUUUGGGGCAGUUCAUAAUUAUGACAGGCACUAUGUUGGUUUGGGGAUUCUACGAUUUUAAUCCUAAAUUAUAUGUUUUUUGUCUAAA